Molecule: messenger RNA, 1509 nt
Organism: Esox lucius (northern pike)
Lineage: Eukaryota; Metazoa; Chordata; Actinopteri; Esociformes; Esocidae
Product: stimulated by retinoic acid gene 8 protein homolog
Exons: 9
Coding region: 96-1220 (374 amino acids)
Biological process (GO): cellular response to retinoic acid; meiotic cell cycle
Source: RefSeq, a predicted model, not a curated record
CGGUACGUUCUCCCUCCACAAAAAAUAACAUCUAGCUACACUGCUACCAGUUCUCAUAAAAAACGUGGUCAGAUUUCCGACAUAUUCAAGGGAGCAUGUUCAGGAGUGGUUGCGCUGGUCCACGCGGUCUUCGGAGGAAGCGGGACGUCGACGAGAAACAGAAGGAGAGAAGGCGGGCUUUGCAGGCCAGACACCGGGCUAACCUAGCCACAUUGUUCGAGAUGCUCAAAACCGUUGUCUGUCCCACUUCCAAGAAGAUGCCGGCAAAGUGGAAGAUUUUGGACCAUGCCAAAGGAUUCCUUAUAGAGCAGGAGGCCAAUCUGAGUAGGCUGCUGUUACUGAAGGGGAUUUUUCUUGGAAACGAGGAUGGGCCAUGCGAACUGGAUGAAGUGCGGGAGGAGUACCGUCGACUGUAUUCACACCGUAGCUCACCACGCUCUAGAAGGUCAGUUGGUCAGAUACACCACAGUGGCCGAGAUGGAGAGGACCAGACUGACACCACUGAUGAAGACUCUGUGGAGGAAGGUGUACAUGACUCAGCCCCUUCUCAGACCUCUGUCGGCUCUCUUCCUAACAUCCUGGAGUUUGAAGGGUACCUGUUGUUUUACAGGCAGACAAUAGACAAGCUAGUCUGUAGUGGGGUGUUGAACCCGCGACAGACUGGUCUACCAGUCGUGUCUGAAGCCAUUUCGGGCCUGUGGGACAGCUUCUCUCCAGAACGCCGGGCAGCGUACCAGGCCUGUUCCCCACUGCAGAGAUCUCCGAGCAGGGCGGGUCCUGGAUGUAACAACCACCUCCUCCCCUCCCCCAAGACAGGCAGCCAGGAGGGUACAGGCUCUCCUCCUAGUGAUGAGGAGGACUUGUUCCAGGAUGCCUAUGAUGUGGUGAAUAAAGAGAUGUUGUCUGCUACAGAAGACAGUUCUGUCCGGUCCCUGCCACAAUCCGUUGACUUGGAGAACCUCAGAGAGAUCUACAAGAACAUCAUGUUCUUCGUCAAGACUCAGAUGGAGACGUCAAAGCUUUCCCAGGUCGUUGGCUCUGGUGGAUGCUCGGGGUUUGAAAGGCCUGGUGAUUCUAGUGUAGACGGGAGAACAGGCGGUGGAGAUACAGUUUUUCCGUACGUCCGGAUAAUAAACGUCCCCGUAUUGUUGGUAUGGUUGUGUGGGAUUUGUCUCUGUGUUUUAAUCAGUGAUGAAGAAACUGUGAGGCUGAUUCCUUGACCUGUCAAUGUUUUUAGUUUGCUGUUAUUAUGAUAGUGAUCUGUGUUUUACUGGGGCUGAAACAACGUCGAUAAUAAAAAACUGUUUGCAAAGAAUGUUAUCAAUUAGUUGUGUCUACAAGAGACUCAUGAAAAAAGGGAGGAAAGUCGCUUACGACCAAAAACAUUAAAAGUACGGGACCACUUUAAUUAAAUGCUAAAUUUGCAAGGCAGAGUGUAACGCAUGAGCAUGUAAAGAAAACGUGUUGUAGCCAUGAUGACAGCAGGUUAAUAGGGCUCUGCAUGGUACG